Epinephelus lanceolatus (giant grouper) is the source of this 910-nucleotide messenger RNA. It is a transcript of the gene mrps18b, whose product is annotated as mitochondrial ribosomal protein S18B. Gene Ontology annotation, cellular component: ribosome; mitochondrion. Lineage: Eukaryota; Metazoa; Chordata; Actinopteri; Perciformes; Serranidae. Gene Ontology annotation, biological process: mitochondrial translation. Gene Ontology annotation, molecular function: structural constituent of ribosome. The record is from RefSeq and is a predicted model, not a curated record.
CACUGAAUGAAAAUGGCGGCCUCCUUCCAAGGCAUCGUUAAGGUUUUGUGCCGUGUGUCGCCUUCAAUUUCGCAUCCAUUACGACAGUAUCAGUCCUGUCUGCAGAGGCUCCCUGUGAGAUCAUGCCCCACUCUCUCUCCAUUCGGACUUCCAAGUCACUUUUUCUGCAAAGCAACAUCACUCCAGGAUGAAGUUGCUGCUCAGGCUGCCGAGGUUCUCUGCCGUUACAAGGACAGACCCUGGGAUUAUCUGGAGAGUGAAGAGUACAUUGAGAGAUAUGGAACCAAUUCAGUAUGGGUGGGGUAUAGGAGGAACCACAAAGGAGGCAUCCCCCCACAGAAGACACGCAAGACCUGCAUUAGAGGUGACAAGAUAUGUGGAAACCCCUGUCCGGUUUGUCGGGAUCCAAACAUUAUCAUCCACUAUCAGAAUGUGAAACUGUUGCAGCAGUUCAUUAGUCCCCACAGUGGAAUGGUGUAUGAUCCCACUCUGACUGGUGUGUGUAUGAAACAGCAGAAGAAGCUUCAUGAGACCAUCAACACAGCAAGAGAUCAUGGCUUACUCCCCUUUCAGAUUCCAUAUGUGGAAUUUUCAGGGGAGGAUUACUCCAAUACCCAUGAUGCUGUGGGGUCCACACCACCUCCUCAUUCCUUAACCUCGGGUGACACCUGGUAUAAAUGGUACAGUGAAAUAACACCUGAUGAGACUGAAGUGGCCAAGGUGAAGAAGACAUACAAGGCUUACUUAAAGUGAUGGAGACUCCAGAGGCAGUUCAUUUGGUGAUAUCGUUGUGAUGUUGCUGCCCGUAAUUCAAUAACUGUCUGGUUUGCUAUACAUAUGUACAUCUACUGGACCAUGUGAAUUUCAUAUCCUUCUGGUAUGUAAAUAAACUGCACAAUAGAAACAUGGA